Anguilla anguilla (European eel) is the source of this 1678-nucleotide messenger RNA. It is a transcript of the gene trmt11, whose product is annotated as tRNA methyltransferase 11 homolog. Lineage: Eukaryota; Metazoa; Chordata; Actinopteri; Anguilliformes; Anguillidae. The record is from RefSeq and is a predicted model, not a curated record. Gene Ontology annotation, molecular function: nucleic acid binding. Gene Ontology annotation, biological process: methylation. Gene Ontology annotation, cellular component: cytoplasm. The coding region runs from base 33 to 1436 and encodes 467 amino acids. The transcript is spliced from 13 exons.
UAGUAGGAAACAUUUUAUAUAGGACAGUAAACAUGGCGCUACACUGUAGCAGGGCGUGCAGGCAGUAUUUACUACAUCUAGCACAAGAUAAUGUUGAAUUUAGACUGCCGGAGAUCAAAGCGCUGCUGUCUCUCAGAGGUAAACAUUUCUGUCCUGCUGAAGACUUCAAUGAAAAGUCUCCGUUUUGGCAACUCAAAAAUGUGUCGGAGGCGGACGUGCGGAGCAUUAUGACCAGAACGGUGUGCGCGAAAUCUGUGUUUGAACUGUGGGGUUGUGGAAGGACACACGUUGAACUGCAGUCAUCCCUGGAGCAAUAUCCUACAGAGGAUAUGGCUCCGUUUCUGCAGCAAGACUCAACAUACAAAAUAAAUGUUUGCACUUUCAACAAGACCCUGGAGUUCACAGACAGAAUCAAGAAGAUUGAUGCCAUGGAGUACCUGCCCUUCCAAGGGAAGGUGAAUUUGAAGAAUCCAGAUCACAUCUUCUGUAUACUAGAAGACUAUGGCACUGAUCCAAAUAACAUACCAGAGGAACCCUUCUGUGUGUAUUUUGGGAGAUGGAUUGCAGACGGCCAGCGGGAACUAAUCCGCUCCCACAGUGUGAAGAAAAGGCACUUCAUCGGGAAUACCAGCAUGGAUGCAGGGCUGUCCUUCAUUAUGGCCAAUCAUGCAAGGGUCAGAGAUCACGACCUGGUCUUUGACCCCUUUGUUGGGACAGGUAGCCUCCUGGUGGCCUGCUCGCACUUCGGGGCAUAUGUUUGCGGGACAGACAUAGAUUAUAACACAAUCCACGGGAUUGGAAAAGCAAGCAGGAAGAACCAGAAAUGGAGAGGUCCAGACGAGAACAUUCGAGCAAACCUUCGUCAGUAUGGGCUGGAACGGUUUUACCUGGACGUCCUGGUAUCAGACGCCUCCAAAACCAUUUGGAGGGAAGGGGUGCUAUUCGAUGCCAUCAUCACUGACCCUCCUUAUGGUAUUCGUGAAUCUACAAGGAGAACAGGGUCCCAGAAGGAGAUCAUCAAACCUUCAGAUGACUUCUGUGGAGAUAGUCACGUCCCUGUUUCCAUGGAGUACCAUCUAAGUGACAUCUUCAGAGAUCUGUUAAACUUUGCGGCCCGUCACCUGGUGAUGGGUGGAAGGCUGGUGUACUGGCUGCCAAUCUACAGGCCAGAGUACCGAGAUGAGAUGGUUCCCCUGCACCCCUGUCUCAGUCUCGUCAGUAACUGCGAACAGACCCUCUCCAGCCACACCUCACGCCGCCUCAUCACCAUGGAGAAGACCAGGGAGAUGGAGGACUUGGAUGAACAUCUGCUGCUCCAGGACUCCCGCUACAGUCCCUACCAGGGCCACAACGCCUUCAGGGAAAAGUACUUCAGUGGGAUCACCAAGAGGAGCGGGAAAGAUGAGGGCAAAACACAGACUAAGGAGGAGAAUUGACCAGGCUGCUGGAUGCCUGAGUGGCAGUUGGACAUUUGACUGAGGUGGAGGAGGGAAUGCUUAUGCUGUAAUCAGCUUCACCUGCACCUCCAUUUUAAAUGGACUGUUUGUUUGAAUUUUACCGCAUCAUUACAAGGGAACAUUUAUAAAUGUAUAUAGAGCACAUGUACAGUUCUUUUUUAUUUGAUGUGCCCUUCCUCUUGUGACUGUUUAGAAAUAAAUCACAUGAAAGAAUGAAUCUA